AAUGCAUUAAACUUUUAGGGUUUUUUUUUUCCCUUCCCAGCAUCUCAACUGCUCCUUUAUAAUAGGCCUGGAACUAGGGCUGACACUGUGGCCCUCAUGUUCCUGGCAAAGACGUGAGACCUCCCAAUGUCAAAGAGUAGGUCCCCAUCUUCCCAGUGAGUGAUGUCUUGUGACCGGUGAUGGCGUUGUGGCCAACUGAAAACCUUCCUGUUGCUUUUGGAAAAAAAAAAAAAGUAUCGAAGAGACAAAAAUGGGCAUCUAGUUCCUCGAACUUUUCUGAGAGCAGGAAAUGGAGGAAGAACCUGCUAAUUGAGCAAAUCCAGACCUUUCCUUUAAUAUCAUCACAGAAUAGACAGUUGGCGUCUCAUUCCUUUUGGAGAUAUGGCACACCUUAUGAACAGAUGCAGCCUUCAUUAGUGGCAAAGAUUUAAAGGAGGGUAGGAAAGCCAAGAGAGAAAGGUCCUUGUUAUUGUUAAUGAUGUAUUGUUUAGGGCUACCUUGGGAUUCGUAUGAAUAACUUCCUGUGGGAGUUAGAAUCUUGGAGUGUUAGAAGAGAAGGAUCUUGGAGAUCAACUUCUAAAUCACAAUGACCAAGAAAAUGGUAUGUUUAAGUGUGAGUUCAUCUCCUUUAUAUUUUUAUUGCUAAGGGCGGGUGUGACUGAGCUGCCUGGGAGGGCUGGGGCUAUCACCACGGCCACUGCACAUCGAAUUGAAUUGACACAUUUCUAGUCCCAAGCCUGUGAUGGUUUAUUCGGUGCCAUCAUAUUAUGGAUGAAUAUGUGGUUGGUCUAGGGCCUUUUGGAAUACUGAAAAUAGGUGUCCCCAAUUCCCCUUUUGGGGACAUCCGCAGCUGGCUCCAGUCCACCCAGCUUAUUUGCAGACCUAAAGAGCUUAAGUCACUUGCCCAUGGCCAGAGGUACAAGGACUUUGUAAGGUAACGCAGUGUCUGCAGUGCAGAUACGGUGCCGGGAAAAGCACUGUGCUGACCGGUGACCAUUGCUUGGUGUUGUUUUCUUUAUGGAAAACACGGUGAUGUAGCUGGAAUGUGCACUGGUCCGAGGCAGGCAGUGAACUAGCGACAAAACUGCGCUGUUUGCUAAGAGUGUCUCUGUGUUGACUCACAUGCCCACAGUCAUAAGCAGCUAUCUUCAAAAAUUAGUCACAGUCUGGUGGAUAUAAACACAGAACAAUUAACACCUGUGAUUAUCCUACGCUGUAAUUACCGAUGUCAGAGACCCCCGUAAAAGCUCAUUAAUCGAGACUCCCAUUAAUCGGGAGUGCCAAGUGACCGUCGAGGCGGGCAGCCCAAAGUUUGUUGGAGCCAGUGCGUAUGAAGCAGUUUGCUGAGCAAACUCAUGGUAUCAGCGUGACACAGACGUAUUGUUUGAUCUACUUGCAAGAACAAACACUUAGCUUUAAUAUCGGCAUGUGCAGUUAAAUGUUUAUUACAAGUCAUUUUUUAUCAAGGCCAACGAGGCUGCUUAGCAAUAACUUACCAGCCCUUUAAAGUUGUUUAUGGAUUUCGAAGUAUUUAAAUUGCACUUCUCUAUGAUUGUUUGGAAGUCAGCAUGGGAGGGCAGAUGGUAGUGUCUGACUUAUUUGUACCAGUGCUGCCGGCCAGGGUACCUGGUGCCGAGGAGACACCUGGGACUUCUUGGUCACCCGUAAUUGAAUGUGUGCGUCAAUCAGGUGGCCCUGGGAUUAGGAAUUAACCAGUUGGGAAAAAGCAACUCAUUGUGUUUCUCACUGGAGUCCCCUUGGCACUUUGGCCAAGAUGAUUCUUCCUUGCAAAGGUCUGUGCUGUGCACCCAGGGACAUUCAUCUCCCUCGACUCCCACCCCAGGUGACAGACCACCCGUUUCCAGAUCCCUCCCCAAACCUCCAAAACCAUUUCAUCCCUAGUUUGAAACCAUCAGUCCUCACCAAACACCAAAUGGAAUUCCAGAUGUUAGAAAGUUGAAUGUAAAAAGUGAGCUAAUAAAGGAGGUAGAAGAAAGUCCAAGUUAAUAUCUGGCAGACAAUUUUUUGAAAGAAAUUAAGCUGUUGGAGUCUCUGCAAAAUCACGCUUCUAAUGCCACUGGGUCCCUCCGUGGCUGCAUAAUACGUCUGUGUCCCUGGUUGUCCUUACAUGCCUCGUGGGCUAUUCCAGCUCUCUCCCGUGUUGCUUGGUCCCUUCUUUUUCAGCCUCUUCAAGGAGGAGAUUGAGGCCAGCUAAGGUCACUUGUCACCAAUUCACUUCUCCACCUGCAGACGUGCCCCUUUUAUUCUACAGAAGGAUCUGUCUGCUGGGGACACCCCCUCCCCCUCGUCCACUUCCAAGGGUCCCUCUCCUUCAGUCCAUCCUUGAGUUUCCAUUUUGUCUUUCUCUUCUCCCUCUGUCUGCGCUGCCCAUAAACGUCUUCCACUGUCCCCAAAUUCUAAAUGCGUCUCUAACAUCCACAGUCCUGUGCCACCACCCUCCAGCCUCUCGCUUUUGUGUACGCUCCAAACCUCUCUGUCACUUCUUUUAGCCCUGGGGAAAGAGCCUGGGUCCUGGCUGGGCAGCCCGGGGUACAGCCAGCCUCUUGGACCUCCCCGAGCCAGGUGAGGGACGUGGGCAGAUGCACCUGCCAGCGCAGGAAGAGCCAACCCGAGGGACGGGUCUCAGAUGCACCUGGGCUCCAGCUUCAACCCCUCAGAAGCUCCCACUGCCAGGGAAGGAAGAAUCACGCCAGGCCCUGCCUCCCGCCACUUCUCUGUCCUCGCCCUCCCUCCCUCUAGUGGUAAUCUCAGUCGCCCUGGAGUGUCUGGCAGCCGUCCCAGCCGUCCUGUCCGUCCUCUUCCCUGUCUGCUCCGCUGUUCCACCGCUUUGUGUUUUCCGACUCCGGCUCUCUGCCCUCCGGCUCCCCACUGUCACCAUUUCAAGCGGGGCCUUUUCGGAAGUGGUCUUAGCCGAAGAGAAGGCGACUGGGAAACUCUUUGCGGUCAAGUGCAUCCCGAAGAAGGCGCUGAAGGGCAAGGAGAGCAGCAUAGAGAAUGAGAUAGCCGUUCUGAGAAAGAUUAAGCAUGAAAACAUCGUUGCCCUGGAAGACAUCUACGAGAGCCCAAAUCACUUGUACUUGGUCAUGCAACUCGUGUCCGGGGGAGAGCUGUUCGACCGGAUAGUGGAGAAGGGGUUUUACACAGAGAAAGACGCCAGCACUCUCAUCCGCCAGGUCUUGGACGCCGUGUACUAUCUGCACAGAAUGGGCAUCGUCCACAGGGACCUCAAGCCUGAAAAUCUACUGUACUACAGUCAAGAUGAAGAAUCCAAAAUAAUGAUCAGUGACUUUGGAUUGUCAAAAAUGGAGGGCAAAGGAGAUGUGAUGUCCACAGCCUGCGGAACCCCAGGCUAUGUCGCUCCUGAAGUCCUCGCGCAGAAGCCCUACAGCAAAGCGGUCGACUGCUGGUCCAUCGGGGUGAUCGCCUACAUCCUGCUCUGUGGCUACCCUCCUUUUUAUGAUGAAAAUGACUCCAAGCUCUUUGAACAGAUCCUGAAGGCAGAAUACGAGUUUGACUCGCCCUACUGGGAUGACAUCUCUGACUCUGCAAAAGACUUCAUUCGGAAUCUGAUGGAAAAAGAUCCAAACAAAAGAUACACCUGUGAGCAGGCGGCGCGGCACCCAUGGAUUGCUGGUGACACCGCCCUCAACAAAAACAUCCACGAGUCCGUCAGCGCCCAGAUCCGGAAGAACUUCGCCAAAAGCAAAUGGAGACAAGCGUUCAAUGCCACAGCUGUCGUGAGACAUAUGAGAAAACUACAUCUCGGCAGCAGCCUGGACAGUUCGAAUGCAAGUGUCGCCAGCAACCUCAGUCGGGCCAGCCAAAAAGAUUGUGCGGGUCUCAGGAGUCGGAGCGGAGCGGAGACCCAGGCCCACCACUGUGACGACAGUGCACACGGGAAGCAAGUGACUGGCUCUGGAGGUGGGGGCCGGGGCCGGGGCGCCCCUCCCGCCAGCCCCCAUCUUGCAUGGUGCACCUCCCUGCAUCGGACUGGAAGACAGAAGUUUUUUUUAUGGCCAUAUUUUCUACUGCAAUUCUGAAGUGUUCAUUCCGCACAAACCGUGCUGACUCCAGGGGGGCCGGCCUGGCGGGGCCGGCGCUGCGCAUGCGCGCCUGGCGAAGCUGUGUCCGGACCGACCUCUGACCCCUCGCCCCGGCGCGCCGUUUCCUCUCUUCUCGGCUUAGGUAACCGCCUACGGUGUAUUUUUUCAUUGACGACAAAAACAAAAAAAUGGUUUCAACUGGA
This is a messenger RNA of Microcebus murinus (gray mouse lemur), 4267 nucleotides long. NCBI's taxonomy places the organism in Eukaryota, Metazoa, Chordata, Mammalia, Primates, Cheirogaleidae. The record is from RefSeq and is a predicted model, not a curated record.